Aureobasidium subglaciale EXF-2481 is the source of this 1313-nucleotide messenger RNA. RefSeq lists its product as uncharacterized. The coding region runs from base 237 to 1118 and encodes 293 amino acids. The transcript has a single exon. The record is from RefSeq and is a predicted model, not a curated record. Lineage: Eukaryota; Fungi; Ascomycota; Dothideomycetes; Dothideales; Saccotheciaceae.
CCCUUGUUCAUUCUUUGAGAGUGUACAAAGAUACUUUCAUUCCAGUCAAUGUUGUGUCCGUGAGACAAAGAGACUGAAUGUACCGUUAAGCAGAUAUAUAAGUCUCUUGUGGGCGUCGUCUUGCAGGUUGCUUGGUCAGGUAAAAUUGAAGACAAGAUUUGCAGAGACAGGUCUCGCAUAUUGCUAACAUCCUCAAUAGUACCUCAAUCCAAUCCAAAUCCAAUCCGACUUCGACAAUGUGCUGGAAAGUGGAAACAAAGGUCCGCUGCGGGAUUUGUCGCAAGGAAGCUGUUGUCUCGACCGUUCAUUUAGGCUGCCAUCUUGAUGCUGUCGACAUGGACUCCAGAGGGACUUGCGCCGAAGACAUCACCAGUGAGAUCUCCGGCAGCCAUCCUUGUAACUCAUGCGUCUUUGAAACAGACGAUGGUGGCCCUGCCGAUGACAGAUACCCAGAGCCAUCUGACCACCCCGGCUUCGAUCAGCCCAAGCUUGCACUCGAGGUAGGCAGAGUUCCGCUUCCUGAACCAACGGUCUAUAAAACCCACCGCAAGAUAGAGAAUCUUGCUGGAGCUGCUGACGAGCUGCCUAGCUAUGACGAAGCAGUGAGCACACCUGACCCUCCCUCCUACGUCUUGACUUGGGUUCGCCAUGCUGAGACAGAUGUAGCUGAUAUAGCUUCCAAUUUCGCAACUUAUCGUCAUCGAGGACUCGCUGCAGUUGCGAGAAAACGCAAAGCGCAAAUAUUCGAGCUGCAGCGCAUGCUCGAGGACAAAAGCUCCAAGGCAGCUAAACUUCUGGAUUUUGCCUACGAAACUAUCGAGUCCUUUCUGGCUGAACAUGAGCAAAUGAUGCUCCGUAUCAUUCAUCUUCGUAAGCAGCUUGAAGCUGUUCAGACAGAGAUUGCUUUUGAAGGUUCGUCUUAUCCCAGUCCCUCCCAGAUGGCCCUCUUGGAACACAGAAGAGAUGCUAUAUUGAGAGCAUUGGAAGGAUGUGCUGAGCUUAAUCAUCUCCCUGACAACACUUUCGUGUCACCCGCGGUAUGGGACUCGAGAUUGGGGAAGCUGUUGGCUCAUGUCAGAGCUGAAAUGGAAAAGGCUAACAACUCUGGCUCGGAGUAGAGAAGGUAAAAGCUACUACAGGUAAGUAGGUUCCCGAUAUUGCGGGUAUUGUGUAAGAUGUGGUGACGUGGUAUCGUCCAAACCUCUGGUAGGUAGACAGGUUGCGGCUAGUCUUGUGUAUACUUUUAGAUACUUUCUGUCGUUCUGCUUCGACUCUAUCACAAUAACUUAAUCAUACUUCUCAUCCAGAUGAAC